AUGGAUACAGUAGAGACAAUAUGGCAGGAGUUGAAUCAGGCAAGCGGUUGCAGGAGUUCCGGGGGCCGAUCUCCUUUAUCCAGUUUCCAGAUACCCAAAAGGAGAACAAAAUGCCCCAUGCAACCUAAAAUAUUCAAUGUUUACCGGACGCUGGGUGUCUCGUCACAGAAGACAUCAAACUCACUCCCUAUCCAAGAGGGUUUUGAGGAGAGGGGAGCUGAGGGCGGUUCCGCAUCUGCACAUGAGAACAAGAGGAUCUACAAAGUCGACUCCUGGCAGUUUGUAGCGAGUACGGUGCAGCGGCAAGUUAAUACCCUGAAGGAAGAGUGCAACAAUGCUAAGAGAUAUAAUGCUCUGGAAACCCUCAAGGACAUCUUCGUAGAGGCCGCUGUGCCAAAUAUUUUCUACGACCGAGCUUUCCCUCUAUUACUUGACCCCUUCCUGCUGUGCCUUUCGGAACCGUCUGAGGCAGCCCGGUAUAUGGCAGCUUGCUUGCUCCUGAAGUUUUUGACUGAAGUGGCAGAGGUUGACGCAGUCCUUGGGGACGUUCUCCGAGGGUUGGUUUCGCGAUUUGGCUCCAGAGACAUCGAAGGAGUCGCACAUCUGCCUCCUAUAAUGCGCCCAACGCCCGAGUAUAAGCCUUUGCAGUUGGUGCCUGUAGAAAAAAGUGAAGAAGUCCGGCGAACUUUGCUUCAAGUCCUCCAAACCGUGCUUAAUCGGACAUCGGACAAAUCAACUUGGGACCACCUAGACUUGAUUACCGGUCUUAUUCGUGCGACAACAAUGGAUCUCUGCCACGAGAUCAAAUUUGCUGCGCUGCAAAUUCUUGUCGACUUUUUCGAUCGCCAUCAAAGUAUGCUGCUCCACUUCACCGAACCGGUAGCUAGGUCAAUUCUUUCAUGUCUUGUACACCAACAUGCUAGGAUCCGUAUGGGAGCUCUUAGAGCGUUGACUCAUGUGCUGGCUUGUGGAUUGUACAAGUACAAUGGCGACAUAAUUCAGAUGCUCGCGGGGUGGCGUGAUCCAAACAUUGUCCCAAUCAAAGCACUGUAUGAACCAACAACAGUCCGUAACUAUUUCGCAGAGCUGCUGGCAGAUCAAUCGCCUAUGGUCCGUAUGUUUUUCUUUGACACAGUAGCACGGUGGCUAUUCGAAUUUAAGGACAAGGCAGACUACGAAACUUGGCUGUUCCCGUACCUUCUAAGUGGGCUAUUUGACUCGUUCAGACCCAUUCAGCAGCUGGUAUUUCGACUUUUGGAGCUUCUUGGUAAACAGUAUGAAGACACACACGAGAAAGACCUUCGCGAUAUUAAGCAGCUUGGAACUCCUGAACCUUGGAGCUACGGGGGACGAGCCUGCCUUACUUUCCCUUUAGGAGGCUACUGGGAUGCGGCUGAAGGGAGCAAAGCGCUUGAGGAGAGAGAACAAUUCGUGUCGUUUGUUGCCACAUACACAGAACGUUUGCACUCUUUGGGCUUUGACGGAUACUCUCUGUCAGAGGCCCAAACAGAAAGGUUCGCCACAGCGGGCGACGCACUCGUAGGUGAUCCACCGAGACCCUGCCUUGGAACGCGUAUGAUGGUUAGAACGUAUUUUAGACGUUAUGCAAACACACUCUUCCAGCAUGUGGAGGACUUCAAAGAAGUUACAAUGGCUGCUUCCGCUCGCUUGAUGGCGAUUUCCCUCGCCUUCAUAGAGGAAGCAUGUGUAGAAUGGCUGGACAGCAUCUUGACGAUUUGCUGCCGAGUCCUUCCCGUGUCACACCACAUGUGCCUGGAGGCGGUGGAAGCAUAUAAAGUGGCUGUACGCCUAGUAGGAGCUUUCGUAGACCCUGAAAUCUACUGGGAUUUUGUGAAAGGCGCUCUCGAACAGUCCAGUUUGGAGGAGGCUCAUGAUAGAGUUGCGAAGGUUGGCUUGCUGGCACUAAUGCUAGAAGGCUCAUUUGCGGUCCUUCAGAAAGCCUCUGGUUCGACUCUGGGCUUGGGUCGUCUUAAGCCAGUACUGCCCAAGAUUGCGGAAGCACUCUAUUACACAGAGCUUCUACAGGAGGAAUACAUCAGCUUUUCUGCUGAAAGCGUGACCAAGGUUCUUCAAGUCCUGAUACCCGCUGCAGUUCGGCAGCAAGAAAAACUAUCGUUGACGACGUGGCAUCAUCUACUAGGCGUCAUCUGCUCUCUUGCCUCUCCAGAUAGUACUGAACUAGAAACUGCCAAUAAUACCCCUUUGGCUCCACACCUCCAAGAUCUACUUGACAACUUGGCUAUUUGCAACGGGUUCGCAAGCAAUGGAUUUUCUGCCCAGAAGGAAGUGGGAAACCUGUGGCACUUGGUUGAAAUAUCCGACGGCUUUAUGCCAACCAAUUUGGCAGCGCUGAACACAUAUGUACGGUAUUUGCCGUGCACACGCAUUCGUGAAGAGAGGACGUUCGAACUUAUCUUUGCGAAGCUGCAGGAGCUUUCUGCAGCAACACAAAAGGCUGCAACCAGAAGAGGAGCUAGGCGGACAGCUUUGAGGCUUAUCAAGAGGCUGAUAUUGGAAACCCCACUGAAUGGCCAGUUAAACGACAUUCACGAGAGCACUUCAUCUGAUCAAACUACCGAGAUAAACUACGAGCCCCCAGCUUUAAAAGGUUGCUUUAAGUUGGACAAUUCGGCAAUGCAGGAAGCUACAGAAGUACUGAGUAAUGCCAAAGGGCCAGACAAGCUGGUGAAAAUGUCGGAAGUCCAGGAUCAACUCAUGAAGUCCCCAAUACAAGCGGCAGCGAAGAUACUGACUGGUAUACUGCUUAAUAAACUGAGUCAGUUGGACUUCCUCGACGAUUUGGAAGAUACCUUAGUAGCCUUGACGGAGUUUUUGACUCUUCCGCUGUCCGCAAGUUGUACAAUUCCGGCGUCUCUGCAAGAAACGUUGGAAACAUCAGGAUUUGUUACAGCCUUGGGUCAGUUCCUGCAAGACCCUUCUCUGCACAGGCGACUGUUUUGCCUUGCUUGUGAAGCGUAUGCACAUGAAUGCGCUACCAAAUACCCUGACAAGCAGCCUGCUACGGUCUUGGAGGACUUGCCACUGGGGAAACGCCGAGAGCUACGGUUAUCUUCAAUUAGGGCUGCGGCAGCUCUCAAGGAGCAUGCUGUGCUUUUGAUGAAAGUCUCUUUGCCAGUAGCGGCCAAAAGCGUCGGAAGCCUCAGAUGCUUAGUGAACUCGUUAAUUGAGUCACUUCAUCCUGCUAACAAGCUUCAGAAGCGUCACGCAGUGCGUAUGGGAGAAAAUUGCCAUGCCUCCUGGAGUAAAACAUGCUCUUGCGAAGCUGAAAUGAGCCUAGUUGACACUUCGGACCAGCUUGGAGGAGAAAAAUGUGCGGCGGCGGAUGAAACGACUGGAAAAAGAGAGAAUCAGGGCGCCGUUCAGUGCACAUCGUCCCUGCCGUUUCAACCCCAAAGCCAUUGGCUUCUCUUUCAAAUUGCCAGCUGCCUUUGGGAUGCAAUAAAUAUGGCAAUAUCUUGCAACGUUGAUUUAGACAACAGAGACGCGGGCACCGACAAACGCCCUGCUUCUUGCCAAUGCCAGUCAUUAAUAAUGCCGCGAGUUUGGCAUUUUCCAGCACACAGCCAUCUUCAGCUUGAAAGAGCAGGCCGAUUUCUUCUUGAGCUGUGUACAGAGUCUGAGCUAAGUGGGGCAAUCGACAGUUGCGUUAGGCAGAUUGUCGAACUUCAGGGGCCCAUGCAGUCUGAUUCCAAGUUGAGCACGGAGAAAUUCGAAAAAGACUCAAGACGCUGCUGGGAAGCGAACCCAAACCUGGGUCAGGCAGUUACAAUGGCCAAAAAGCAGAUAAACACUGUACCUGCUGAAAUGCAAAAGGAACAGGCAGUACUUGCCCUUAUCCAUCUCGUACGGCUGCUUGGUAGCGUCUGCCCCAGCGCUAUCAAGGAAUGCAUAAUGCAGUAUGACUCCAGGGGACGCUUCAGCCGGCGUGAAGUUUUGACGCAGCUGCUGAACGACCCCACCGCCACCUCAUGCGGUUUUACAAAAUAA
Eimeria mitis is the source of this 4029-nucleotide messenger RNA. RefSeq lists its product as uncharacterized. The record is from RefSeq and is a predicted model, not a curated record. The transcript has a single exon. Lineage: Eukaryota; Apicomplexa; Conoidasida; Eucoccidiorida; Eimeriidae. Bases 1 to 4029 code for a protein of 1342 amino acids.